UCAAGGCCUGCCCUGCCGUACUGCUGCUGCAUCACAGCCGCAUCUCGCUCCUGCCGCAACCACCCACCUAGGCCUGCUGACGUGGCCGUACGGCCAGCACACAACGCGCUACUCACCCCAGUCACCGCCAGAGGCACGAUCGGAUUCGGCCAAGCAUUCUCCUCGCCGCAAUCCGCGCUGUUGCGCCACACCGCGUCUCCGUCGCUCGUCGUUUCAACCAUCCUCCCUCGUCCUCCAUCCCUCCGUCAAUUGCCUGAGUCCGAGCCCUCAUCGUCCGUCAGCGUCGAGGCCAUCGCCUUGAUUCCGUCAGCCUCCGUCGCUCGUCGGCCGUCACUCGCGCCCAUGCUGAGAGUGGGCGCACGAGUUGCGCGAGAGCGCGCAAAGCAGGUGGGGCGGGAGGCGGGCUCUGCGUUGGGGGGAAGAGGAGCUGCGCGGAGUGCGUGCGAGGGAGGGGGAUGCGCGGGAGGCGAGGGCGUGCUUGCGGGGGGCGGAUGGCAGCCAUGCAGCAGCGCGCGCGGUGACGCGGGCCCGCCCCUUCUCCGCGUCGCCCUGCGCCACUUCACCUCCGCACGCCCCGCCGCCGCCUCCCCUAGCCCCUUUGGCGCAGGCAGCGCCAGCAUGGGGGGCUGGGGGCGGGCGGCAGCGGCGCGGAGAGCUGGCGCGGGGGAGCGGGAGCAGGUGGCGUGGCUGGCGGAGAUGGCGCGACGCAGCCCAGAAGAGGCCAUCCGCGCGUUUGAGGCGAGCCCGCACCUGCAUGGCGUGCCGGGGGCGCUGGCGGAGUACGUGCGCGCGCUGGUGGCCGUGGACCGCCUGGACGGCAGCGCGCUGCUCGCCACGCUGCAGCGAGGCGCUGCACCCUCCGUCUCCCCCUUCCCCUCCUCCGCCCCCCCCACCAUGCGCUCCUCCCUCGCCGCCAUGGCCGCUUCCCCCUCCGCACCCCUGCCCUCCGCACCCCUGCCCUCCGCCCGCCCCCUCCUGCCCGCGGCGGUGGGCGCGUUCCCCCCUGAGGGCGCGCUGGGCACGGCGAGUGCGCCGCUGCACAUGGUGGCCAGCGAGGGCGCGCGGGGGCAGGCAUGGCGCGCUCUGCGGUCGCUGGCCCUGGCGGGGCUCGUGGUGGGCGCGCUGUGGGGCAUCGCCCGCGAGAGAGACGUCGGCAGAGGGCUGGGGCUGAACGAGGAGGUGCAGCCGAUGGCGGAGAGCGACACGCGCUUCAGCGACGUCAAGGGCGUCGAUGAGGCCAAGGCGGAGCUCGAGGAGAUCGUGCACUACCUGAGAGACCCCAAGCGCUUCACCCGGCUGGGAGGCAAGCUGCCCAAGGGCGUGUUGCUGGUGGGCCCGCCCGGCACGGGCAAGACGAUGCUGGCGCGGGCCAUAGCGGGCGAGGCGGGGGUGCCCUUCUUCUACGCGUCGGGGUCGGAGUUUGAGGAGAUGUUUGUCGGGGUGGGCGCGCGGCGCGUGCGCGAGCUGUUUGCGGCGGCGAAGAAGGCGGCGCCGUGCAUCGUGUUCCUGGACGAGAUCGACGCCAUCGGGGGCAGCCGCAACCCCAAGGACCAGCAGUACAUGAAGAUGACGCUCAACCAGCUGCUGGUGGAGCUUGACGGCUUCAAGCAGAGCCAGGGCGUCAUCGUGGUGGCCGCCACCAACUUCCCCGAGAGCCUCGACAAGGCGCUCGUGCGGCCGGGCCGGUUCGACCGCCACGUGGUGGUGCCCAACCCAGACGUGGAGGGGCGGCGGCAGAUCCUGGAGCAACACAUGCACAAGAUCCCCCGGGCUGAUGACGUGGACCUGUCAGUGAUAGCGCGGGGCACGCCGGGCUUCAGCGGAGCGGACCUGGCGAAUCUGGUGAACGUGGCGGCGCUGCGGGCGGCCAUGGAGGGGCAGCGCGCGGUGGGGCUGGCGCACCUGGAGCACGCCAAAGACCGCAUCCUCAUGGGCGCCGAGCGCAAGUCCGCUGUCAUCUCGCCGCAGACCAGGCGCCUCACCGCGUACCACGAGGGUGGGCACGCGCUGGUCGCGGUGUACACAGCGGGCGCGCAUCCGGUGCACAAGGCGACCAUCGUGCCGCGCGGGGUGGCGCUGGGGAUGGUGGCGCAGCUGCCCGAGACGGACGAGGUCAGCGUGUCGCGCCGCCAGAUGCUGGCGCGCCUCGACGUGUGCAUGGGCGGGCGGGUCGCGGAGGAGCUGGUGUUUGGGCCGGGCGAGGUGACCUCGGGGGCCAGCAGCGACAUCGGGGUGGCGACGCGGCUGGCGCGGGAGAUGGUGACCAAGUACGGCAUGAGCGAGGCGGUGGGCGUGGUGGCGCACGACUACGAGGACGACGGCCGCAGCAUGAGCGCGGAGACGCGGCUGACCAUCGAGAGGGAGGUGCGCGCGCUGCUGCAGCAGGCGUACGACAACGCGCGCGCCAUCCUGGUGCGGCAUGAGGGCGAGCUGCAUGCGCUGGCCGCCGCGCUGCUGGACAGGGAGACGCUCACCGGCGCGCAGGUGAAGGCCGUGCUGGAGAGCGCUCGGACCAACGCUCUCACUGCCACGGCCCCUGCUGCUGCUGCCACCGCUGCUGUGGUGGCUGAUGGCCUUGCCGGCUCUGCGCCUUCCUCUGUCCCCAAAACAGCCACGGCUGCUGCUGCGGCUGCGGCUGCAGCUGCUGCAGAGGCCGCUGCCAACGCUGCUGGGGCGCCCACCCAACCCGCAGGGGCCUAGUGACCCGUAGGGCUGCUGCUCCCCUUCACACUUCUUCACACCCCAUCGCACCUUCUCCACAUCGCACCUCCUCAUCACACCUCUCCUCUACACCACACCACCUAUCGCACCUCCCAUGGCAUCUCCCAUCACAACUGCUCUUGCGAUUCAGUGAGAGCUCUCAGCAGAUGGCACAUGGCACACGGCGUAUGGCAGGCCUGUGUGAGGAGGAAAGCCAAGUCUGAUGAUAGUGGCACCUCAAGGCGUGUCAAUGUGGUCAAUGUGGCAAUUGCGCUUUGCUCUUAUUUGUUGCAUUAUCUUUGGAAACGAAUCGUAUGCUCCUGGUAAUGUAAUGUACAGUAAAGGGCAGCAAGAGCGAGUCAAGUCACUGGUGUGUUCUU
Messenger RNA from Closterium sp. NIES-67, 3080 nucleotides. Lineage: Eukaryota; Viridiplantae; Streptophyta; Zygnematophyceae; Desmidiales; Closteriaceae. The record is from the annotation of a GenBank genome assembly.